This is a messenger RNA of Gossypium raimondii (Peruvian cotton), 450 nucleotides long. RefSeq lists its product as uncharacterized. Bases 1 to 450 code for a protein of 149 amino acids. The record is from RefSeq and is a predicted model, not a curated record. Lineage: Eukaryota; Viridiplantae; Streptophyta; Magnoliopsida; Malvales; Malvaceae. The transcript has a single exon.
AUGUCAUCUGAAGCUAAUCACGCUGCCUCGAAAGCAAGUCUGAUUCACAAUACCAGGUAUCCCAUUACAAAUUACUUGACUCUUUCUCAUUUCUCACCUAAACAUCGAGCUUUUUUAGCUAACCUUACAACACAAACUGAACCUAAAUCUUAUGAAGAAGCUGCACUUCACCCUCAUUGGCAAAAAGCUAUGGAUAUAGAAUUACAAGCUUUGGAACGUAACCAUACAUGGAGCAUUGUUUCUCUUCCUACAGGACAAAAGCCUAUCGGUUGCCGGUGGGUUUAUAAAAUAAAGUACCAUUCUGAUGGAUCGGUCGAACGUUAUAAAGCUCGUCUUGUUGCCAAAGGUUACACGCAAGUUGAAGGAAUUGAUUACCAUGAAACAUUCUCACCAACGGCAAAGUUAACUACACUUCGAUGUCUUCUGUCUAUUGCUUCUGCCGGGGGCUAG